This is a messenger RNA of Penicillium lagena, 2700 nucleotides long. RefSeq names its product putative quinate pathway repressor protein QutR. Gene Ontology annotation, molecular function: 3-phosphoshikimate 1-carboxyvinyltransferase activity; 3-dehydroquinate dehydratase activity; shikimate 3-dehydrogenase (NADP+) activity. NCBI's taxonomy places the organism in Eukaryota, Fungi, Ascomycota, Eurotiomycetes, Eurotiales, Aspergillaceae. The transcript has 2 exons. Gene Ontology annotation, biological process: chorismate biosynthetic process. Bases 1 to 2700 code for a protein of 899 amino acids. The record is from RefSeq and is a predicted model, not a curated record.
AUGUCCAUUCUCGUGCGCCCGCCCAAGCGCAAACUCCACGAGGUGGAAGCCCUAGCCGAAGAUGCACCUCGCAAGCAGGGAUCCAAUGGCCAUGUCUCAACGACCCCGGCUCGAUCGGAUUCAACGUCUCGCCAACAAGCCGAGCAUACCGAGACUCCCGUCGACCCGAAGUGGCAGGCGACAUCGCUGCGAGAACUUCACUCGAAUCGUGGCUCGCCCGUCCUGUUUGACAGUGGUCCCUUGCAGGUCCCCCGCAACUUCAGCCCAAAUGCGUCAGUCGUGUUAAUUGGCAUUCGAGGCACCGGGAAAUCCAGUCUCGCGGUCAUUCUUGCGGCGACAUCAGGCCGGCGCUUGAUCGAUGCCGACCGCUACUUCCAGCAGAUGACCGGCUGCUCGCGCACCGCUUUUAAGAGGGACAAUGACCUCAUUGAAUACAGACAGCAAGAGGCCCGGGUGAUGGAGUCGAUGCUAUCAGACAAUCAAGAAGGCUGCGUGAUUGCGUGUGGAGCCGGGUCGAUGGAGCGCACUGGACAGAGGCUGUUGCGGGAAUAUGCGCGCACCCACCCGGUCAUCCAUGUGGUCCGGGACCCGAACAGUAUUCAGUCAUACCUCAAGGCGUGGGAUACGCAAAAGGUGCGGCAUUUUCUCGAACUGUCCGGCCCCAUAUACCGCGGGUGCUCCAAUCUGGAAUUCUUCAAUGCCUCCGAGACCAGCGGCAGCGAGCAUGGAACAAAAGAUAGCCAUGUCGAUCAUACUCCGACUCCAUUCCUCACAUUGAAACGAGUCCAGCGAGACUUCCUUCGUUUCAUCGCCUUUGUGACCGGCGAUCAUGCGGAGCUGAGCCGCCAACAAGCCUCUUUCCCUCUGUCAUUAUUGCCCGUCGAAUCUCGCAUGUACACAUCCGCGGUCUCGGUGCCAUUCUCAUUCAUCCAUGAACAAGAUGUGGACAUUGAGUCGGUAGAGUUCGGAGCAGAUGCAUUUGAACUGUCGAUCGACGUGGCCAAUUGUUUUUCUGGACCUUCUGGCGUCGAUUCAAACUUGGCAGACGGCAUCAGUCAGGCCGUGGCGACCAUCCGCCGAAAAAUCAUCGUGCCAUUGAUCUACCAUGUGGAGAGCCAUGGCAUUUCUGGACCAUCGCUCUCUCCGAAUCGAGUUCCUUCUCGAUGCAACGAUGAAAUUUAUCUGGAUCUGGUUCGCCACGGUCUUCGAGUUGCCCCAGAUUUCUUGACUAUCGAUUUAUCACGCGACGAUGGUCUUCUUUCCGAAGUCAUCGCUACUCGAGGAUCCACCAGAAUCAUUGGCCAUUUUGAAGCUUUUCACCCCUUGCCCGGAGGUUGGGACGGAGACGAAUACAUCAAACUCUACGAACGAGCCAGAAAGAUGGGCUGUGAUAUUGUCAGGCUAUCUCAACCGGCUGAAACGAUGGAGGACAACCUCGCUGUUCAGCGAUUCCGCCGGCGUGUCCAGAAUCUUCCAUACCCCGAGCUUCCACUGAUCGCUUACAAUACCGGCCACCUUGGCCGAACUUCACGGUGCUUCAAUCCCAUCCUGACACCGGUUAUGCACCCCUCUUUGAUGCCCGACAGUCCGACCUAUCUACAACCCUCCAUCACCGCCCACCAUGUCCAAACGGCUCUCUACAACUCAUUCGUGCUGGACCCGAUGCAAUUCUUUGUUUUCGGAGCCAACGUUACUUACAGCAUGUCCCCUGCAAUGCAUAAUACUGCAUUCAAACUGUGUGGGAUGCCUCAUUUCUAUAAGAUAUACCAGUCGUCAACGUUGCGCGGUCUGAAUGAUCUUGUGGAGAACCCAUAUUUUGGCGGGUCGAGUGUCAGUCUGCCGUAUAAGACGGAAUGCAUUCCCCUUCUACACUCUAUGUCAUCUCAUGCUCGAGCGAUUGGUGCCGUCAACACGUUGAUUCCAAUCCGAAACCUUGACGGAGAGGAUCCUCGCUUAUCACGGGAAUCAUCGGUGUACCUGGAGAAAAAUCGCGCGGGUCCCGUCAAGGGUCUGCAUGGGGACAACACCGACUGGAUUGGCAUCUGCAACUGCAUUCGCCGGGGGCUUUCUCCUGCAAAUGCUGUCCGUCCUUCGUCGACAGGUCUUGUCAUCGGAUCUGGUGGUAUGGCCCGUGCUGCUGUCUACUCCAUGAUCCACCUAGGAGUGCAGACCAUUUUUGUCUACAACCGGACUCUUGAAAAGGCAGAAAAAUUGGCCCAUCAUUACAACCGGCAAGACCUGCAUUCCAAUGAACGAAGUGGGGUCAAUGGUCGCCCGAAAGUCAGCAUCCUGAACUCAUUGGAUGACCCUUGGCCUAGUGCGUUCAAGCAACCGACCAUCAUUGUCUCUUGUAUUCCAGCCCACAGUAUCGGCGGUCAGCCCGCUCCGAACUUCCACAUGCCUUCACAAUGGCUGGAGAGUCCUACCGGCGGUGUCGUCGUCGAUUUGGCAUAUAAACCUCUGAACACGCCCCUUAUGCAGCAGGUGCGUGCCCAAUCGCAUCGCGGCUGGGUUGCCCUCGACGGUCUCGAUGUCCUGCCCGAGCAAGGAUUUGCUCAAUUCGAACUAUUCACUGGCCGUCGUGCCCCUCGUCGCUUGAUGCGGACUAUUGUGCUUCAGGAGUAUAGCAACGAGGAAGGAGACACCGAUCAAAGUGCGAUUAGGAGUAGAUUGCAGAACCUGGACGGUCAGCCCACCUGA